AUGUCAGAAAUGGAUCAAAAAAGAAAAACUGUUCCGGUAGAUUAUGAUAUGUUUGCAUUUUCAUCACACCAAGUUUCUUACCAGGAGCCGGACAUUCCACUCGGCGAUCCAGAAGAUCUUCUUCCCGCGCACAGAGCUUCUGAAGAAAAAUACAAAAAGCACGUGGAAAAUAUGAAGAGGUUUGCUCAAGAACACAAUGUUCACUUCUUUGAGUUCAAAAAAAUCACUGCUCCGCCACCAUUUCCGUCUACUUAUCCAGAUGUCCUCGAUUCAAUCAGUGGCCACUAUGGUGCUUUCUUCUUUCCAAUUCCUGGAUACACUUAUUCACCGCCUGAAGAUCCCACACCCGUCAAAUCGAAGCCAGUAGUACAAGAACCAGUUAAAUUAUUGAAAAGGCCACCCGGACUUCCUUCUCCACGCCGUCACCCUUCUGGCAGAAAAAGACACGGACCAAAUGAAUACCAGCCAGUGCCUCAGCCUAUUUAUCAAGAGCAGCCAAUGCCUCAGCCUAUUUAUCAAGAGCUGCCAAUCAUGCAAUAUCGAGGACGUAACAAUGGCAGAUGGAUUGGAACUACAAGUAGACCAAUUCAACAAGUCCAUCCUUUUUCUCAUUUCACAUCUGAAUAUCCAUCAACACCUCCAUUUUUCUAUACAUGUGGCAAUAGGUGA
Caenorhabditis remanei is the source of this 669-nucleotide messenger RNA. RefSeq lists its product as uncharacterized. The transcript is spliced from 4 exons. The record is from RefSeq and is a predicted model, not a curated record. Lineage: Eukaryota; Metazoa; Nematoda; Chromadorea; Rhabditida; Rhabditidae. Bases 1 to 669 code for a protein of 222 amino acids.